AUGACUUUUGGUUGGUGCUGCUCUGUGUGUGUGAUAUUUGUCUUGGUGGGUUUGAGAGUAGAAGAAGCUAAUGGUCAGUUUUUGAGAAAAGUUGGAAGAAAACAAUUAGCUUACUGGUCAAUAUUGGUGGAUCAAUCAGGGCAUGGAAACUUCACCACAAUACAAUCUGCCAUUGAUGCAGUCCCUUCUCAGAACAUGUAUUGGGUUUCCAUCAUGGUGAAGGCUGGUACCUAUAGAGAAAAAGUGAAGAUUCCUUAUGAUAAGCCUUACAUCAUAUUGAAAGGAGAGGGAAAGAGAAGAACUUUUGUUGAGUGGGAUGACCAUGAUAAUACCUCACAGAGUCCUACGUUUGUAGCCAUGGCUGACAACGUUGUUGUCAAAUCCAUGAGCUUUAGGAAUUCAUACAACAACCCAAUAAACAGUAAAGCCAUUAAGCCUGCUGUGGCAGCAAUGGUGAGUGGAGACAAGUCUUACUUUUUGAGAGUUGGUUUCUUCGGUUUGCAAGACACUUUAUGGGACGACAGAGGAAGACAUUACUACAAGCUUUGCACCAUUCAAGGUGCCAUUGAUUUUAUCUUCGGUGCAGGCCAAUCAUUAUUUGAGAGGUGUUCCAUAUCUGUGAUUGGUGGAGCACUAGAUCCUGGGUUACCAGGGUUCAUCACAGCACAAGGGAGAACACAUUCACAAGACGAAAAUGGCUUUGUUUUCAUUGAUUCUCAUGUCUUUGGAAAUGGAACAACUUACUUGGGGAGGCCAUGGAGAAGUCAUGCUAGGGUUUUGUUUUACAAGACCAACUUCUCCAACGUUAUACAACCUGCUGGUUGGGAUGCAUGGAAAUUUGCUCCAAACGAGAGUGGCAUAACAUUUGCAAAGUAUGGGAACUUUGGGCCUGGUUCUGACACUUCUCAAAGAGUGAGUUGGACCAAGAAGUUGGAUUUAGAAACAAUUCAGAAUAUGACAAGCACCAAGUUCAUUGACACUGAUGGCUGGCUUCAGAAACAACCAUUCUAA
Molecule: messenger RNA, 1011 nt
Organism: Vigna umbellata (rice bean)
Lineage: Eukaryota; Viridiplantae; Streptophyta; Magnoliopsida; Fabales; Fabaceae
Product: putative pectinesterase 29
Biological process (GO): pectin catabolic process; cell wall modification
Molecular function (GO): pectinesterase activity
Source: RefSeq, a predicted model, not a curated record